CAUUCAAUCUAACGAUAUGUUUUUUGUGUUGACUGACGAUCACUGGCACCCGACAGACACCCCGAUAUGCCGUAACAGUGCCCUGAAGUCAACGGUGGCGAUGACUGUGAACGAAACCCAAGUGCUCCGGUGCUCAGUGGAGGCCCAGCCCCUAGACGUGUCAUUUUACUGGACAUUCAACAACUACGAGCUCCACUCAGACAACUACACCGCUCGGGGCCUGACCUCUGAGCUCCGGUUCCGUACGGCCAGCGCUCAAGACUUUGGUCUCGUGUCGUGUUGGGCCAAAAACGAGGUCGGCCUACAGGCCCAGCCCUGUCUGUUCCACAUCACCACCGCUUUGCCCCCACAGCCGCCCCGGGACUGCUCGGUGGCCAACCGUACGAUGACAUCCCUCACCAUUGAGUGUACGCCCGGCGACAGCGCCGGUCUGUCGCAGACAUUUUUCGCCCAACACUUCGGCGCCGAUUCCGGUGUUGAGUCGGACGUGAAGAAUCUGAGCGCAUCGUCGGUGCCGUUGUUUUUCAUCGCCGGCCUCUCCUCUGGCACUGAAUAUACUGUUAAUCUGUACGCUAUUAAUGCCAAAGGCAUGAGCGCACCCACACGUAUGCUCGUGUCCACCCUUUCCACUGUCAACACUAAAUUAGUGUCCGGCAAUCAAGAGCUGGACUACGACCCGAUUCUGGCCGUAAUAGUGGGUGCCUUACUGUCGCUCAUCCUAAUUGUGCUCAUUGUUAUCAUUAUAUGUAAAAUCAAACAACAGGACGAGGAAAAGGAUAAACGGGAACAACAAACGCAACAAAACACAAUUAUUGGUCAACUAAGCGAUGAGUACAGUAUUGUCCAGCAAACUAGCCAGGAUGAAUUAAGUCAUAAGAACCCCGAUGUUAUUCCGUGCGAUUUACAAUCAUUUAAUGAUUCAAAAACCGAUUUAUUUAUUAUAAACGAUAUGAGGGAUGACUUGACGAGUCUGUCCAACACAUCAAUCAUUGAAACCGUAUUACAACAGAAACCAAAGUCCAUAUUAGUUAACGGGUAUAUACCUAAUGGUACUCAUCGUAAAAUGAGACAGUUUACUCUAUAUCCAAAUACAAAUGGAGACCAAAGGGAAGAGCUUUUAUACUACGAUCAAAGGGACGCCGGAGUUAUAGUCCAUCAAACACUCAGAUUUGAUGAUUUGGAGGGCAAUGAAGUACAACAGACAGCCGUUUGAGACCACUUUCAUCGUAAACAUACAUCUCAUCGAAAGCCACAGAAUAUUCUUUUACAUACAUUUAUAUAUGUUUUUAUAUAUAAUUAUAAACGUUUGGAAC
Molecule: messenger RNA, 1313 nt
Organism: Medioppia subpectinata
Lineage: Eukaryota; Metazoa; Arthropoda; Arachnida; Sarcoptiformes; Oppiidae
Source: the annotation of a GenBank genome assembly